Molecule: messenger RNA, 1429 nt
Organism: Osmerus eperlanus (European smelt)
Lineage: Eukaryota; Metazoa; Chordata; Actinopteri; Osmeriformes; Osmeridae
Product: aquaporin-9-like
Exons: 6
Coding region: 91-996 (301 amino acids)
Biological process (GO): water transport; glycerol transmembrane transport
Cellular component (GO): plasma membrane; basolateral plasma membrane
Molecular function (GO): urea transmembrane transporter activity; glycerol channel activity; water channel activity
Source: RefSeq, a predicted model, not a curated record
GUGGGGGUGGGGGGGGUCUGGUGAACUCCAGAGGUUUCCGAGUGUGUUAGUCAACUGUCAGUCCUGGCUGCAGAGGUAGCACAGAAGCACAUGGAGAUAAAACACAAGAGAACGAUGAGGCAGCAUUGUGCUCUGAAGCAUGGGAUACUCAAGGAGUUCUUGGCUGAAUUUCUUGGGACUUUCGUCUUGGUUCUGUUCGGCUGUGGCUCUGUGGCUCAGUCUGUCCUGAGUCGCAAUGCCCUGGGGGAGCCGCUUACCAUCCACAUCGGCUUCUCUGUUGGACUGAUGAUGGCAGUAUAUGUGGCAGGUGGAGUGUCAGGGGCCCACGUGAACCCUGCCGUGUCCCUCGCCAUGGUCAUCCUGGGAAAGCUCAAGUUCUGGAAGUUUCCCCUCUAUGUGAUCGCUCAGUUGUUGGGGGCCUUCACUGGGGCUGCAGCAGUCUUCGGACUGUACUAUGAUGCCUUUAUGGAGUACACUAACGGGAUCCUGUCAGUGACGGGGAUCAACGCUACGGCUCACAUCUUUGCCUCCUACCCUUCCAGGCACCUGUCCGUCCUCGGGGGAUUCAUAGACCAGGUGGUGGGGACAGGGAUGCUGGUGAUGUGCAUCCUGGCCAUCAUCGAUGGCAAGAACAUCGGAGCCCCCAGAGGAACGGAGCCACUGGCCAUCGGCCUGAUCAUCAUGGCCAUUGGGGUGUCCAUGGGCCUGAACUGUGGCUACCCCUUGAACCCGGCCCGGGACCUCGGGCCCAGACUCUUCACUGCGGUGGCCGGAUGGGGCAUGGACGUCUUCAGCACUGCGGACAACUGGUGGUGGAUUCCCGUGGCAGGGCCCAUGGCCGGGGGUGUGGCAGGGGCUCUUGUCUACUUCCUGUUCAUCGAGCUGCACCACACACAGCCCGAGAAGCCCCACGAGGAGGAAGAGGAGGAGGACGACGAGGAAGAGGACGAAGACAGCAGUCUCAAGGACAAAUAUGAGAUGAUCACCAUGAGCUAAAGAGCUCUACCUCCAAGGACUAACAUAGUGUCUGGUUCAGCAGAUGUCAAUCAGGAGAAGAAUGUCCAACCCCCUUACAUAUAGGGACAGGCUUGCUCUCUCACUGUUGUCAUGGAGAAACCCUGGUGUAGAUAGACAGCCAUUAGUUAUGCCUGUCAGCACCGUAUCUGCCCUCUGGUGGCAACAAAUAUUACGACCGUCUUGAGAGUGAUACAACAAGGUGCGUUGAUUUAGAAGAUUCUCUUGCAUUGGCGUUCAUUUGAUCUCAGAACUGUAUUAUAAGUAUACGAAGGCACUUAUUGGUUUAUAGUGAUGUGCUGUUAAGCAUAUGGCAGUAGUAUCUGUAACACAACGGAAAUGUAAUAUUCAUGUCUUGACAACAACGAUUCUUCUUCUUAGUUUUCCUUUUGUCUGUAUAAAGCUCUUUACAUUU